Messenger RNA from Auanema sp. JU1783, 468 nucleotides. NCBI's taxonomy places the organism in Eukaryota, Metazoa, Nematoda, Chromadorea, Rhabditida, Rhabditidae. The record is from the annotation of a GenBank genome assembly.
AUGCAGGUCACAGGCGUGUCCACAGGAAAUGUUAUUGUUCAGAGGAUGACUGAAGUGCGCACCACGUUAUGUAAUACCAAGAGUACGGCGUCCGUGGUGUAUGCUGUGAUGGACACUCACCUUGAACAUGUCAUUAUAGGCUUGAACGCGUUUUCGCAGUUUGGCAUUGGUCUCGAGUGUUCACAACCUAGGCAAGUAGUAGUGGCGGCGCGGCUAGUCAUUCCAGCGGGAACGAGUAAGCUAUUACAGGUCACAGGUGGUGUUAGCACAGAUACGUUGUUUAGCGAACACCAUGCAGUGCCUGACUGUUAUCACAUGAUGGAUGUUCAAACAGUCCCUGUGACAAAUACAUCGGUAGAACCCCUGGUGUUUCAAAAAGGACUAGUAAUCGGUGUAUGGCACAGUAAUGACUCAGUUAGCGUAAACACCUUAGUAGCGUUCCAUUCGGAUAGCUCCCUGAGAGCAUAA